This is a messenger RNA of Python bivittatus (Burmese python), 1509 nucleotides long. Its product is annotated as ubiquilin-1-like. Lineage: Eukaryota; Metazoa; Chordata; Lepidosauria; Squamata; Pythonidae. Gene Ontology annotation, biological process: ubiquitin-dependent protein catabolic process. The record is from RefSeq and is a predicted model, not a curated record. Gene Ontology annotation, molecular function: polyubiquitin modification-dependent protein binding. Gene Ontology annotation, cellular component: cytosol.
GGCAUUAUGGUUGAAAGCCAGAAAAUUCCGGGGGUUGACCUCAGAUCCACCACUGAGCCGCAAGUUGUUCGGAUCAUUGUGAAGACGCCCUGGCAGAAGGAAGAGUUUUUGGUCCAUAAGGACAUGCUUGUGAGAGAAUUCAAGGAGCAUGUAGCCAGGCACCUGUCCUCUUCUCCCGCCCAAAUUGUGCUGGUCUACACUGGAAGGAUCUUGAAAGACCAUAAGUCACUAGCCCAGCAUGGGAUCCAUCUGGACAACAAUGCUGCUGUCUUUGUGGUUGUCCGCUCCCCACGGACGUGCCCAUCCCGACAGGCAUCCACUCUUUCAACUGAUGUGGGCCCAGACACAAAACCCCCCAGGAACAGCACUUUUGCUAGUGACGGUCUCCGGGAGCUGACGGCCAGUCUGGGCCUGAAUACAGCCAAUUUCACAGAAUUCCAGAGCCAGCUGAUGUCCAAUCCUGACAUGAUGCUCCAGCUGUUAGAAAACCCCUUCAUCCAGAGCAAACUCUCCAGUCCCGAUCUGAUGAAAGAGCUGGCCACCAACAGCCCCCAGGUACGGCAAGUAAUACAGAGGGCCCCUGAAAUCAGCCACGUCUUCAGCUCUCCCGAAGGCAUGAGGCUGGUGGUGGAGCUGGCCAGGAAUCCAGCUGCUGUGCGAGAAAUCAUCAAAUCCCCACCCCAGGCCCAGGCGUGUCCUGGAAGUGUCCCCAGUGGAGACGGCAACACAGCCUUGCAGGAUGUGCUGAUAGAGGUGCAGGGCCUGGUGCAGAAGGCCUUCCCCAAAAGGUCUGCUUCCACUGUCUUGUCUGGAGCCCUGGGAGGCCACCAGGCGUCCUUUGGCCAGAGUGAGAAGCCUGGGCGGGCCAGGCAGCAGCUGCCCUCCCCCAGGCCGUGGCCCCUAAAGUUUGGUGCCCAGAAUUUCACAGCUGUUGGCAAUGACCACAGCAAUGGAGAAAGUGGCAUCUUGCGAGGAGAAGCCAGUCAGCUGGCCUCAGCAGCAGUGAAGAACCUGCUCCACCAGAUCAUGAAGCACCUCAUGCAGAGCAUGGCGAGCAGCCCCUCCAGAAAUGCCACCAGCCAGGGUCUCGGCCCAGAUGCUGCGGGCAAGGCUACUCGGAGGAACAUGCCGGGAUCCAGAAACUCCCGGGAGCAGAUUCCAACACUCCUGCAGCAGAUUCAAAACACAGAUGUCCUUCUGGCAAGCUGGAGCCCUAAAGAGAUCCAGGGGCUGCUGGAAAUUCAGCAGAGAUUGCAGGCCCUUGCAACCGACGAACCGGUAGCGGAGAGGCACGGCCGAUCUGAGCGUUCCGCACGGAGAGCUCAUUCCAUCACCUCUCUCUGUGAUAUUGUCCCACCGUCCGGGAUGGGGGGUGGGCAGGAUUUCUCUGCCCAUCAGCUCUUGCAGACUCUGGUGGGCGAUGAUUUCUUGGGCAGCCCCCGACUCAGUGGCCGUCUGCGGGGCUCCUCAGCGCAACCCUCUUCCAAGCAGCGGGCGUACAAGCUCUGA